GAUUCGCGAAUGGUCCGAGUAACCAAAAUUUUAUUAUGCGGGGCGUCCGGUGUCGGUAAAACCAGUCUUAUAUAUUCCCUUGAUGCGCUUUCAAAGAAUCUACCAGAUCUUCAUAAAUGUUUACCAACUUAUGAGGAUACCUACACUUUGUACAUAUCCAUCGAUAGGAACAAUCAGGAAAAAGUACGUAUUUAUGAAAUCGGGGGACAAAAUUCGACUAUUGCUCGUCAUUUCGUAAAUUCGGCUGAUGCGUUAAUUCUUGUUUAUGAUCUCACCAAUUUCGAGUCCUUUGCGGCACUUCAGAAUUUGAAAGCCGAUUUUGAUUCUAUGAAAGAAAGACGAGAAAUACCCACGGUAGUUAUUGGUAAUAAGAAUGACAGACCAAAGAAUUCAAAAUUUGAGACAAUUUCACCGAAUUUGUGGGCACAAAGAGAGAAAACUUCGUAUUAUGAAAUGAAUUUCGAGGAUAGAAAAAUUUUUCCUCAAGUGCUUUCUGAACUGGUUUUGAGAGUUGUUCAGCCUCAAAGUAAAUCUUUCGCAUUUGGCAAACGAGAAACUCGCCUUGACGUUCUUAUUUUUCUACUACCAUCGAAUUCCAUUCAUCUACUGAGAACUCAUGGCUCUGGUUCGCUGAAACCAGCGAUAUCUCCUGCUUACUCACAUCAGAAUGGUCUUCUUUUUGCUGGUCAUGCUGACGGUUUUAUUAGCGUUAGUGAUUUCUCCCAUAAGCGCCAGAUUUCCUCUUGGCUCGCGCACCCAGAUUCUCAGGUAAUCGGGUUGGCCGUUUCCAAAUGGCCAGCUACCAGCUCCCAAGAGGAACGUAUCAUUUCUCAAGGUCGUGAUGGAAAGAUUCGCUUUUGGGAGAUGGGAUGUCACCAUUCGUCUCAGAUUAAGCCUAUCGAAGAGCUGGAUUGUUGUUCAUAUACCCUGUGUCCUUUCCACAUUUGGCCAGCUGAUAAUUCUGAAUAUUUUCUCGUCUACGUGAAUGUAGACGACAAAGACGCUUCUGCUGUCAACUUGGAAGUUAUCAGGUCAUCAGAUAAUCUGAUCGUAUGUGCUGUAGAUUCCAGUCGAAUGUCUAAAUUUGGUAUGUGUAUGGCUCUUCGUGGAAUAGCUGGAACUCAGCAUUUCCUUUGUGGAUUUGAAGUCGGAUGUGUUGUCUUGUUCGAUAAAGGUCUUCCACUUUCCAGCGUUUUCCCUCUCUCCCCUACAGACACUAGACCAGUCACUUGUCUCGAUGUUUUCGUCGUGGAAUUAUCUUCAAAUGUGCUAAUAGCAGUUGGAAAGUCCGCAUUUGCCGAUGGUCAAGAACCAUUCCCUGAUUUCGAGAUACUGAAGCUGUCCUCGGAAGGUCCUUCUAAACUUUCUUUAGAACGAUGCGCCAAACCAAGAAUUGGUGAUAAAUCUUUCGACGGAAUUAGUUCGUUAGCGUGGAGAAAUGAUGGCCAGAUUUUGGUGGCUGGUCUUUGGAAUGGUGAUAUUCGAAUUUUUGCAGUGACUAGCCAAGGCCGAGCUCGGUGUCUUGGAAGCCUUAGAAGUCCUGGGGCAAUUGUUGGGGGAGGUACUUUGAUGGGUGACUGGGCAUCGAUUUCAGGAGUGGCUCCGGAAAGUCGGGAUCAGUCUCUCUCAGUCCGUGGAUGUCUGUUCUUGCCGAAUAAAUGUCUUGUCACAACCGCUCCCGCGUCUGCUAUGGGUCUCGGAGCAUUAAAUAUUUGGGAUGUAUAUAGAGAUUAA
Molecule: messenger RNA, 1734 nt
Organism: Rodentolepis nana
Lineage: Eukaryota; Metazoa; Platyhelminthes; Cestoda; Cyclophyllidea; Hymenolepididae
Source: the annotation of a GenBank genome assembly